AUGUGUAAACGUAGGGAACAGGAAGACUUCUAUCGCCAACUAAUAGCAGGUGUCAACAAGGAUGAGACAAUGCAACAGUGCACACCUACUGCUCCACGUCGAUGCAGUGCCAGUUUUGUGACGGGAACACAUCAAACAGACGAAAAACUACACAUGCGACUUCAACGAGAGCCCGUGAAGUACAUUAGCAUGUAA
Messenger RNA from Opisthorchis viverrini, 195 nucleotides. RefSeq lists its product as hypothetical. The transcript has a single exon. Bases 1 to 195 code for a protein of 64 amino acids. Lineage: Eukaryota; Metazoa; Platyhelminthes; Trematoda; Opisthorchiida; Opisthorchiidae. The record is from RefSeq and is a predicted model, not a curated record.